This is a messenger RNA of Schistocerca nitens (vagrant locust), 1299 nucleotides long. RefSeq names its product bromodomain-containing protein 4-like. The coding region runs from base 1 to 1299 and encodes 432 amino acids. The record is from RefSeq and is a predicted model, not a curated record. Lineage: Eukaryota; Metazoa; Arthropoda; Insecta; Orthoptera; Acrididae. Gene Ontology annotation, molecular function: protein binding. The transcript has 3 exons.
AUGUGCCACAGACGCGUGCUGCUAGAGCACCCGUGCGGCGUAGGCGAGUCGGUGACGGUGAUCCUGCAGGAUGUCAGUCACGAGGACAUGCGCCGCUUGCUGGACCUCAUGUACACCGGAAGCACCGAAGUGCCUGGCUAUGACCUACCACGCUUCCUGUGCGUCGCUCAGGCACUCGACGUCACCCUACUGCAGUCGGGUGCAAUACGGAUUUGUGAAGUCACUACCUCGCCCAGUGCAGAACUCGCCACAGAACCCAUCCAGAUCACCACCCCUGCCGUCCCCGUAUCGCCGCCAAAAACUGUGACAGACCCUACAGGGCCGCCUCCAAAUGAGCCUUCCCCGUCACACUGCCACUCGCUGCUGCUGGCCUCACAACUUCGUGACACCGACGUUGGACAGCAGACGCCAUCUAAAGGUACGCCUAUGCCGUCGCGGCCGUGUCGGAUCGCUAUGCCGCUAUCAACCCCGCCGCCAACAACAGCCCACAGCCCAAACAAAGGUGCUGAACAGCCUAUGAUUCAGGCGCAGAGCUUGCAGGUUCCCCACUGCUGUUCCUCAGAAACCGGGUCGUCGCUGCCCACUUUUACCUUCGUGAACAUGUCGCCUUCGGCUGUGGGCAAACAGCGACGCAUCCAACCCUGGAUACCACAAGAUUGUUGCACAGAACAGCAGCAUGGUGAAGGCUCCGAGAGACCGACAGUGCGCGAGAGCGAGCAGGACCGCACCAGCUUUCUCGUCAAGAGGCUGAUGUACAUAGGAUCUCCAGACGGGACGGUAUGCCCAGAAACCAACAACAAAAGCAACAGCAGCAAUACAAACGACAUCGGCCAGCCCUGUAAGUCGAAGGCCGCAACGUCAGCACAACAGUUGCAGCAGCACCAGUGGAUUCCCACUGUUCAACACCAGCCACCUCCCCCACCACCAGCUCCACCUCAACCAUCUCUCAGUGAUCUCCAACAGCAGGUCCACUGUGCCACUCCUGUGACGCCGCCUCUCCUGCCAUCCCCCCAACUACUCACAGCAACAGUGCCACCAUACCCAGUACCAACAUCAAAGCUCCCAGCCCCCUUUCAGGAACUCCAGCAGCCCCAGCCACCGUUGUUGCAGCUUCCAAGCCCUCGCCUACAGCAGGCUCCAGACGAGCCAGAAUCAUCACGGAAACCUGAAGAACUGCCAGAAACUCCAGUAUUAGCCUCUGAUGAAGCAAUAGAUCGGCGUACAAAACACAAGUGUGAAGAUUGCGGCAAGUUCUUCAGCACCAAGUCGUCUCUCAAGGUGUGCAGACUUAUUUGCUAA